Paramecium sonneborni is the source of this 525-nucleotide messenger RNA. Lineage: Eukaryota; Ciliophora; Oligohymenophorea; Peniculida; Parameciidae. The record is from the annotation of a GenBank genome assembly.
AUUUUAAUGAAAACACUAUUUCUGAUCACCUUAAUUCUUUGCUAUGCCAAUUGCAGUCUUGAAACUAUUGGAUUGAGACACAAAUUAUCCCAAAUCAUUCAAGAGCAUUAAUAAAGUCUCUAAUAAGAUAAAUAAAUGUCAGGAGGAUGGAUCAAAGUAUUAAAUGUUUAAAUAUCUAUAGUAACCAUUAGAUGAAUUUGUACAAUAAAACAAUAAUAUAAUAAACUCUUCUUUGGAGGCUGUUGAAGAAAAGUAUCAUCCAUUAAAAGAUGAAUAUACAUAUGAAAAGUUGCUUCAAGUUACUACUUAAGUGGUAGCAGGAAUCAACUACAAAGUUCUUGUUUAAUAUGAAAAAGAUAAUUCUAAAAGAAUUUUUGAAGUUUAAUAAUACGUUGUGUAAAUUUUACCAUUUUUAAAUUAGUCCAUGGAAUCCAUCAGCUAAUUCCAUUACCAAAGUCGAAGAAAUCGUUUCAUCAAACUAAUGAAAUAAAUAUUCUAAUACAAAAUAACAUUAAUAUAUAUGAU